GGAAGUUACCUCGUACCGAUCCCAAAUACCGGACCGAUCAUUCGAUUCGGUAUGGUACAGUCUUUUCGGUAUUUUAUCAGUUCGGUAUUUUUCGGUUCGGUAAUCUCGGUUUUUUCGGGAAAUUUCGGUAACGGUUCGGUACGUGCUCACCCCUAGUUUAAUUUCUUAAAUGAGUAGGUUUGUAGUAGCAAUUAUGUUUGUAACUAAGAAAUCUCUAUCCGCCUUCAACCAAAACCAACAGCUCAUCGCAACAGUUGACAAAAUGCGAUCAAGAAUUUCAAUUCAUACAGGUAUUAUGAUAAACUUUCACAAAAUCAACCUCGCAUUGCUUGCAUCCAUCUACAAUUCGCAUCUGCCAAAUAUCCUCCCAGUGGUUGCAGUUGCAGAUUUCUGUCUCUCAAUUCGUCGCGCUCACAAGAUGGGGAGUUUGGGAGCGAUGUUGAAGCAUCCUGACGAUGUGUAUCCGCUGAUAAAGCUGAAGAUGGCCGCGAGGCAGGCGGAGAAGCAGAUCCCCUCGCAGCCUCAUUGGGGAUUCUGUUACAGCAUGCUCCUCAAGGUCUCUCGCAGCUUCUCUCUCGUCAUUCAACAGCUCCCGACCGAGCUUCGUGAUGCUGUGUGCAUUUUCUAUUUGGUUCUUAGAGCACUUGACACUGUUGAGGAUGAUACAAGCAUAGCCUCAGAGAUCAAAGUACCUAUUUUGAUUGCUUUUCAUCGUCACAUAUAUGACAGUGAAUGGCAUUUUCCAUGCGGUACAAAGGAAUACAAAGUUCUCAUGGACCAAUUCCAUCAUGUUUCUACUGCUUUUCUAGAGCUGAGGAAGAACUACCAGGAGGCAAUUGAGGACGUUACAAAGAAGAUGGGUGCAGGGAUGGCAAAAUUUAUAUGCAAGGAGGUAGAAACAGUUGAUGAUUAUGACGAAUAUUGUCAUUAUGUUGCUGGGCUUGUUGGCUUAGGCCUGUCAAAACUUUUUCAUGCUUCUGGGAAAGAAGAUUUAGCUGCAGAUCAUCUCUCCAAUUCGAUGGGUUUGUUCCUCCAGAAAACAAACAUCAUUAGAGAUUAUUUGGAGGAUAUUAAUGAGAUUCCGAAGUCGCGAAUGUUUUGGCCACGUCAAAUCUGGAGCAAAUAUGUGAACAAACUUGAGGAUUUAAAAUAUGAGGAUAACUCAGUCAAGGCGGUGCAAUGCCUGAAUGACAUGGUCACAAAUGCUUUAUCGCAUGUGGAGGAUUGCUUGACUUACAUGUCUUCUUUGCGGAAUCCUUCCAUCUUCAGAUUUUGUGCUAUUCCGCAGAUCAUGGCUAUCGGGACAUUAGCAAUGUGUUACAACAAUGUUGAAGUUUUCAGGGGAGUUGUAAAGAUGAGACGAGGUCUUACCGCUAAGGUCAUUGAUCGGACCAAGACCAUGGCUGAUGUCUAUGGUGCCUUUUUUGACUUUUCUUGUAUGCUAAAAUCAAAGGUUGACAACAAUGAUCCUAGUGCAACCAAAACCGUGAAGAGGCUUGAAGCAAUUUUGAAGACUUGCAGAGAGUCUGGAACCUUAAAUAAGAGGGGAUCUUACAUUCUGAGGAGCGAGCCCAAUCACUCUCUAGCCUUGGUGAGCAUUUGCGUUCGAUAAUGAAUACCUUUGUUUUCUAACCCCUUCAUGCAACACACAUCUUCAUUGGCUUUGGUUUUGUAUUGUAGAUUGUCCUUUUCAUCAUUCUAGCUGUUAUUGCAUACCAUUUCGGAAGACUUCCUAAUUCUGUGUAACUGAUGUUAUUUGGAGGUAAAGUGGCAUGUUGUAUUGAGCUCUCUUUUUUCCCAUAUAAAAAUAUUCGUCCAUAGUAUUCUGUAUUAUGUGUCAAGCACGAAAUCCACGUUCAGGACAUAGCCAUCAGCUGCAGAAAAGCAGCAGAAGACAGAAGCAUGUUCCUCGGUUUCUUGAAGUACGUUUUCGGUCAGGAAAAAUGUUUCAUGAGCUUGUUUUUCUUCUGCCUUUUAUUAGUACGUAGUACUCCGUAUAUUAUUGUCACAAAAUGUAAAGCAAGAUGCUAUAGUUGUGACAAGUGAAUACUCGAACACAACAUAAGAGUGAGGUUUAUCAUUGUGCUCUGUUUGUGUAAGGUUUCUAUAGAAUGAUAAUAAUACAAUGCUUAGUGUUGCUGGUUUUCAU
Molecule: messenger RNA, 2149 nt
Organism: Cuscuta campestris
Lineage: Eukaryota; Viridiplantae; Streptophyta; Magnoliopsida; Solanales; Convolvulaceae
Source: the annotation of a GenBank genome assembly